AUGAGACAGGCUGUCCUCCUGGCUGUGGCUCUGGCCGCCCUCCUGGCCCCAGCGGCCGGGGUGCCCAUCCACCAGCGGGGCUCUCGGAACAAGCUGCUCCUGGUGUCCUUCGACGGCUUCCGCUGGAACUAUGACCAGGACGUGAACACCCCCAACCUGGACGCCAUGGCACGCGAAGGCGUGAAGGCCCGCUACAUGACCCCCCCCUUCACCACCAUGACCAGCCCCUGCCACUUCACCCUGGUCACUGGCAAGUACAUCGAGAACCACGGCGUGGUGCACAACAUGUUCUACGACACCAAGACCAAGGUGAAGCUGCCCUACCACGCCACCCUGGGCAUCCAGCGGUGGUGGGACAACGGCAGCCUGCCCAUCUGGAUCACCGCCCAGAGGCAGCGGGCCAACGUGGACACGGUGAUGAAGUGGUUCACAGAGGACGGCCUGGACCUGGUCACUCUCUACUUCGGGGAGCCAGACUCCACGGGCCACAAGUUCGGCCCCGAGUCCCAGCAGAGGAAGGACAUGGUGCAGCAGGUGGACAGGACGGUGGGGUACCUGCGGGACAGCAUCCGGCGCAGCGGCCUCGAGAGCAGCCUCAACCUGAUCGUGACGUCCGACCAUGGCAUGACCACUGUCCUCAAGAAAGCCAGCGACCUGGUGGAGCUCCACAGCUUCCCCAAUUUCACCUUCAAGGACGUCGACUUUGAGCUGCUGGACUACGGGCCCAACGGGAUGCUGGUCCCCAAGGCAGGGAAGCUGGAGGCGGUGUAUCAGGCCCUCAAGGAUGCGCACCCCAAGCUCCACGUCUACAAGAAGGAGUCCUUCCCCAAGUCGUUCCACUACGCCAAUAACUCCCGGGUCACGCCGCUGCUCAUGUACAGUGACCUUGGCUACGUCAUCCAUGGGAGGGUGAAUGUGCAGUUCAACAACGGGGAGCACGGCUUCGACAACUCGGCCAUGGACAUGAAGACCAUCUUCCGGGCGGUGGGCCCCAGCUUCCGGAGGGGCCUGCAGGUGGAGCCCUUCGAGAGCGUCCACGUGUACGAGCUGCUGUGCAAGCUGCUGGGCAUCGUGCCCGAGGCCAACGACGGGCACCUCAGCACCCUGCUGCCCAUGCUCACGUCCGAGGCCGUCGAUGGGGGCCCCAGCACCUCGAUGCCCACAACCACAUCAGGUGAGGCCCUCCGCCUGCGCCCUCGCUGCCACCAGGCGGCUGCUGGUGGGCGUGCCCGCCCCGUGAACAGGGUGCCCACCAGCUGCGUGGGCCGCCUCUCCUCCCCUGUCCCCGACAUUCCCACGACACCUGGCGUUGCAGGGCAUGCCCCGCACCUCAGCAGUGCAGGGGAUGAGCCGGUGGGACGCGCCUCUUGA
Messenger RNA from Miniopterus natalensis, 1371 nucleotides. The record is from RefSeq and is a predicted model, not a curated record. Lineage: Eukaryota; Metazoa; Chordata; Mammalia; Chiroptera; Miniopteridae.